ACAGAAUCAAACCUUUACACAUCAUGAACCAUUCCAACUCAUUCAAACCUUCUUUUUGUUCAAAUUCGAAUUUUCCAGAACCCAUUCUCAAACAUUCUAGAUUCUUCUCUUCUCAGUAUACUUAUUUCCCAUCACCAAGCAAUUCCAUGCAUCACUUUUCACCUACGCAUUUCAACAAUUAAUUUCACUACACUCUUCUGCUACGCAUUUUCACAAACACCUUGUUCCCAAUGGCACAAGACACCACCGUCACAGUCUACAACACCACCGCAAUCACCACCGACCCACUCCAAACCCCAUACUCAUUCAAACUAUCCCUCACACAAACCCUCCGUGGCGGCGCAAUUUUCCAGGUCACCAACCUCCACCAAGCCAAAAUCGCUGAACAAGCCGGCGCCUGCGCCGUCACCGUCUCCGAUCAACAACGCAUGACCGAUCCUUCCCUCAUCAAAUCCAUCAAACGCUCCGUUUCAAUCCCAGUCAUCUCCCCCGUCAGAAUCGGCCAUUUCGUCGAAGCUCAAAUCCUCGAAGCCACCGGCGUUGAUUACAUCGACGAAAACGAAUCUCUCACCAUCGCCGAUGAUCAGAAUCACAUCAACAAACACAAUUUCCGAACACCUUUUAUAAGCUCCGCAAGUAAUCUCGGUGAAGCGCUCUGUAGAAUCAGAGAAGGUGCAGCGAUGAUAAGGAUUCAAGGAGAGGUGAAAAAUUCAGGUAACAUUGCGAAAACUGUAAUGCAUGUAAGGUGUUUGAUGAAAGAAUUGAGAGUGCUUAGUAAUAUGGAUGACGAUGAAGUUUUCACGUUUUCGAAGAGAAUUCAAGCGCCUUAUGAUAUUGUUGCGCAGACGAAACAGAUGGGUAGAUUACCUGUUGUGCAUUUUGCUGCCGGUGGGAUUGUGACUCCCGCGGACGCGGCGUUGAUGAUGCAGUUGGGUUGUCAUGGUGUGUUUGUGGGAGCAGAGGUUUUUGGUUAUGAGGAUUGUUUUAAACGUGUUAAGGGUAUUGUUCAAGCUGUUCGGAAUUAUAAUGAUCCUAAUGUUUUGGUUGAGAUUAUGAUGGGUCUUAAUCUUGGUGAUGGUGAUGGUGAUGGUGAUGAUGAUAGGGUUGAGAAUGAAUGAGUCAUUUGGUGUUGUAAAUGUAAAGCUUUGUUGUUACUCUUGUUAUUAUAGAAUAAAAAUAAUAUAUGAUUUUGUAUCAAUGAGGGUUUUGUAUGUAAUUAAGCAAAUGAUUAUGAUAUAUGUUAUGA
This is a messenger RNA of Medicago truncatula (barrel medic), 1246 nucleotides long. Its product is annotated as pyridoxal 5'-phosphate synthase-like subunit PDX1.2. The record is from RefSeq and is a predicted model, not a curated record. The transcript has a single exon. Gene Ontology annotation, molecular function: amine-lyase activity. The coding region runs from base 231 to 1118 and encodes 295 amino acids. NCBI's taxonomy places the organism in Eukaryota, Viridiplantae, Streptophyta, Magnoliopsida, Fabales, Fabaceae. Gene Ontology annotation, biological process: pyridoxine biosynthetic process; amino acid metabolic process; pyridoxal 5'-phosphate biosynthetic process.